Molecule: messenger RNA, 1300 nt
Organism: Hibiscus syriacus
Lineage: Eukaryota; Viridiplantae; Streptophyta; Magnoliopsida; Malvales; Malvaceae
Product: NADH-cytochrome b5 reductase-like protein
Exons: 13
Coding region: 76-1077 (333 amino acids)
Molecular function (GO): cytochrome-b5 reductase activity, acting on NAD(P)H
Source: RefSeq, a predicted model, not a curated record
UUUUCGAAGCUAUCUAUGCACUUUAUAAAAGUCUAAAACCCUCCCUCUGUAAAAGAUUCGGCAUUUUGUUCUUUGAUGGCAGCGCUGAAAAGAUUGAAAAUGGCCGCUACCUUCUUUAGGAGACUCUCCACAGCUGCCCCUGCUACUUUAAACAAUGCAUUCGUAGGUCAACCCAAGUCGGGUUUUGCUGGAUUUCGCUUCGCAGCCAUCGCCGCCGUUGCCGGUGGGAUGGGCACUUACUAUUUUUCGGAAUCAAAUUUGGUUCAUAUGGAUCAAAUCAAUGAAGAGACUGGUCCAAAAGUUGCUUUGAAGCCUGAUAAGUGGCUUGAAUUUAAGUUGCAAGAUACCGCAAGAGUUAGUCAUAACACUCACUUGUUCAGGUUUUCAUUUGAUCCCAAUGAAAAGUUGGGUUUGGAUGUUGCUUCAUGCAUUCUUACAAGGGCUCCAUUAGGACAAGAUGCUGAAGGAAAAGCCAAAUAUGUCAUAAGACCGUAUACUCCUAUAUCAGACCCAGAUGCUAAGGGUUACUUUGACUUGUUAAUCAAGGUUUACCCAGAAGGAAAAAUGAGUCAGCAUUUUGCUAGCUUAAAACCAGGUGAUGUAGUUGAAGUGAAAGGGCCCAUUGAAAAGCUCAGAUACUCUCCCAAUAUGAAGAAACACAUUGGCAUGAUUGCAGGUGGUACAGGCAUAACUCCAAUGCUUCAGGUAAUUGAGGAUAUACUGAAGAACCCUGAUGACAAAACUCAGAUGUCACUUCUUUAUGCCAAUGUCUCCCCUGAUGAUAUACUUCUCAAGCAGAAGCUUGAUAUACUUGCUGCUAUGCACCCAAAUCUUAAGGUAUUCUACACUGUAGACAAUCCAACAAAAACUUGGAAAGGAGGUGCCGGAUACAUUUCAAAGGAUAUGGUCACAAAAGGCUUACCUUCUCCUGCUGAAGAUACUCUUAUCCUUGUAUGCGGUCCACCCGGUAUGAUGGAACACAUUUCUGGUGGUAAGGCUAAAGACUAUUCACAAGGAGAGCUAAGAGGCAUACUCAAAGAACUUGGAUACACCGAACAAAUGGUUUACAAAUUUUGAAUGAUAGAAGCAUUCAUUCAUUCAUUCAAGGAUUUGAAGAGAUGAGAGCCUCCCGUGGUUUUAACAUAAGUUUUGUGCAAUAAAUUGUUUCUUGAAAGAACACUAAAUUGGGGUAUCAAAAUAAUAUUUGUAGCGAGACAUAACAAAUGUAAAAUGGUACAUUUCCAAAGGCUUGUACCGAUGAAAUCAUAACACAAAGAGCUCUAUGGUGACCCAGUUGUUG